ACUGAAUAUAGGAAAGGAAUCCCAACGUCAGUCGACUACAAGAUGCCUCAGUGGCUGGUCAUUGGCAUUUCGGGUGUCACUUGCGGCGGCAAGACGACCCUGGCCCACAGUCUGCACGAAUACUUCAAGGGCCUGAGCGGUGCACCGCUGUGGAAUUCGCCCUACACCAUUGGGGAUGUGCAGCUAAUCUCGCAGGACGACUACUUUCUGCCUGUGGAGGACAGGCGACACACGCGCAACGAGGCACUGAAAGUGAUCAACUUUGAGCUCCUCACCUCGCUGGACAUGAGCAAGAUGUUGAAUGACAUAGCCCAGAUCAUCAAGGGACGGCACCUGGCACCCGAGCCGGCCGAGCAGUUGGUCACUUAUGCAAAUUUCGAGCACUAUGCCCUGCAAUUCCAGCAGCAAUAUCGCCAGCACCACUACAAUGCCAACUACUACAAGCAGGGCGGAGCCGCAAGCGGUGCCUAUCAGUAUGUGCCUCAGCAGCAGCAGCAGCGGCAGCAUCACCAUCAACAGAUUCACCACCAGCAGCAGCAACAGCAACAGCAACAGCUUCAACAACAGCAGCAGCAUGCGGCGCACAUCAUGCGAUUGAAUGCCCAAAUCGCUGCUCAGUUGAGGGAUAAGAAAAUCAACUUUCUCCUGGUCGAGGGCUUCAUGAUAUUCAACCAGCCGGAGCUGCUGGCUCUCUGCAAUAUCAAGUACCACUUUCAUUUGCCCUAUGAAAAGUGCUUCGAGCGGCGCAGGAAGCGCACCUAUGAUCCGCCGGAUGUCACCGGCUACUUUGAGCUCUGUGUGUGGCCGCACUACGAGAAGAACUUUAGCGAGUAUCGGGACUGCAAGGACAUUACCUUUUUGAAUGGCGAAAUCUCCAGGGACAAGAUCUUCAAGUAUGUGCUGCAGCGCAUUGUCCACUACUUUGAGGAGCGCUGCGAUGUGCCAGCGGCAGCGCCGCCCGCAUGUCCGCCACAGCAGAAACGUUUCGGUAUGCUCUACGUGGGGGGAACGAGCAACAAUAACGUAUUACCCACGGCCUGCCCCAUGGAGCAGUAGUAGUAGGGCAUAAAACCUGUAGAUUGUAGCAACUGGCUUAAAGUAAUGGAUGCCGAAAGGAAUGCAAAUAUUUCGAAUUGCUUUGCAUUCAUGCAUCCACUGCAGGCCCCAGUGUACCCUACCUUAAGGGAGGGAUACAUACGAGUAUAUGUACAACGUUUUUAUUAGUUAGUUUUAUUUCGUAUUUAAGAUAGUUGUUAUGUGGGUGAGACAUGACAUGACAUGACGCGAUGACAUGGAUAGUCUCUCUCUCUACGGAUAAUUAUCCGUUGAUCAUUCAGAUUCGAUUGUGAAAUAUUGAAGGAAACCCGGUUCAGGAAUUCAUACUUUAGCUGUGCUAACUAUUAUAUAAUUGUAUUAUAUUACCAUCCCCCCCCCCACCCUUUAAAUGAAAUGAAAACCAACUGGAAAAUGCUUAAUUUGGUGUGAGGGAUUAACGAUGUAAAUGCAUGAGCCUUGUACAUAUAUAUCUUAGUGUAGAACUACCCCCCCGCAUGUUUAAAGUUAGCCCCUACGACUAUGACGACUAUGAAAAAAAAAAUGAAUUCUAAUUUUUUCUUGUGCGAAACAAAACACACACCGACACAGACACAUAAUGAAAAAAAUAAAGAAACAUUUAACCAGAAACUGAAGCACACAAAGACAAGUAAAUGAUUGAAUCGAAUCGAAUCCAUUUCGAACUAAUUAAUUUGUUUAUUCUGCUACAGAAGCCAUCUCCUGCAUUCCAAGCG
This is a messenger RNA of Drosophila obscura, 1787 nucleotides long. RefSeq names its product serine/threonine-protein kinase pakD. Bases 43 to 1056 code for a protein of 337 amino acids. The transcript has a single exon. Lineage: Eukaryota; Metazoa; Arthropoda; Insecta; Diptera; Drosophilidae. The record is from RefSeq and is a predicted model, not a curated record. Gene Ontology annotation, cellular component: cytoplasm.